GUACUCUCCCCUCACUACACACGCACGCAAGACUGUCUAUAUAUUUAGAGUGGUACUGAACCGAAUAGAGCAAAAAGAUAUCAAACAAAAAGGAAAGCUUAGUUUCAAUCAAUAAGGGAUAAAAAGAGAUAAGAGCACUCGAAUGCCCAUGUCAAAGAGAGCCCUGCCUUGAAGCCAUCAGCUAUGAAAGAGGAAGAUCAAGGAGAAUCUUCUCAGAAUAUCCAGAACCUUCAAGCCUACUAUGGAGGUGGAGGAGGAGGAUUGAAUGGCAUUGUUCCAGAAGUUUCUCCAUUCCAGCUUCCAUGGUCUCUACCUCCAGUCAACUCCUUCAACCCGGCCCACUACCAAGACCCGUUUCUACUCCAUCAUCCCCAACCUCCUCCGUCUUAUUCUACUUUCUUCAAUAGAGGACCUCCCGCGCUACAGUUUGCUUAUGAUCAUGACACGUCAGCUGCUGAUCAUCACCAUCAUCUUCGGAUCAUAUCAGACGCGCUUGGACCGGUGGCUGCCGCUGGUGGCUGCUCGGCUCCUUUCGGACUCCAAGCCGAGCUUAACAAAUUGACCGCUCAAGAAAUCAUGGACGCCAAGGCUCUCGCGGCUUCCAAGAGCCACAGCGAAGCUGAGCGGAGAAGAAGGGAAAGAAUCAACAACCAUCUCGCUAGGUUACGCAGCUUGCUCCCCAGCACCACCAAAACGGACAAGGCGUCAUUGCUGGCUGAAGUGAUACAGCAUGUGAAGGAGCUGAAGAAGCAUACUACGUUGAUCGAGGAAACCAGUCCGGUGCCAACAGAAAUGGAUGAGUUAACGGUGGAUGCAGCGGAUGAGGAUGGUAGGUUUGUGAUAAAAGCGUCGUUGUGUUGUGAAGACAGGACUGAUUUGUUGCCGGACAUUAUCAGGACAUUGAAAGCAUUACGGUUGAGGACAUUGAAAGCAGAUAUUACAACGCUUGGUGGGCGUGUUAAGAAUGUUCUUUUUAUUACUGGAGAUGAAGAUUCUGAAAGUGAACAACAACAGGCGCAGUAUUCAAUAAGUUCAAUACAAGAAGCGUUGAAGGCUGUGAUGGAGAAGAAUAGUACUGGUGAUGAUCAGUCUUCUUCAGGGAAUGUUAAGAGACAAAGAACCAAUAUUAAUAUCCUUUGAACACAACUUCAACCUUGUUUUGGCUUUCAUUUGUGUGGAUUGGUUUUCUUUCUUUUUCUUCUUCACAUUCUACCUCUCUUGUUUUUUGUUUUUUUGGGGGUGUGCUGACAUGUGUGUAUUUUUAGCAGUGAAGAAAACAGGUGAUGAUGGUGUGUUUUGUACUUGCAUGACUAGUAGUAUUCCAUGACGACAUAGGAAAUGAAUAGAGAGAGAUAUAUCGAUCUAUAGAACAUCAAGUGAGGUAGCGUUUUUGA
Tripterygium wilfordii is the source of this 1394-nucleotide messenger RNA. Its product is annotated as transcription factor bHLH30-like. The record is from RefSeq and is a predicted model, not a curated record. NCBI's taxonomy places the organism in Eukaryota, Viridiplantae, Streptophyta, Magnoliopsida, Celastrales, Celastraceae. Gene Ontology annotation, biological process: regulation of DNA-templated transcription. The transcript is spliced from 2 exons. Gene Ontology annotation, molecular function: protein dimerization activity; DNA-binding transcription factor activity. Bases 184 to 1140 code for a protein of 318 amino acids.